AUGAUGGGAUUUGCCUUCCCGAACAAGCCUCGGGGCCCACUAGGUGGCGUGUUGGUUAUAAGAGAGAAAGAGAACGGUGUGAGACCUUUCACUUCCCCAGACUCUCUCUCUUUUCCCUGUGAACUUCUUUACUUUCGCCGGAAAGUUCUUCAACUUCCUUUUUCUUCUCACACUAAUCGCUCGAAGAGUAUGUCUCCUCCGAAAUCUUCGUCGGGUAAAACCGCGAAACCCCUGAUUACGGGCGUUUACGGCCCUCACCCACCGUUAAUUCUCUCGGCGGAGAAUAUAGCCGAGUUUAGAGGGUCCACUGGGAUUCCACCGGAGAUUGAAAUUAAAUUCCCGGGGGCUCACGAAUCACCGAAAAAUCCUCCCCCAGGGUAUUGCUGCGCGUUUGAGAUAUUCUUCUCUGCGUGCGGUCUGUCGUUUCCUCUCCCCGAACUUAUCGUGAAGAUGAUGUUCGAACUGGGCUUCGCUCUCCCCCAGAUGUGCCCGAACUUCGUCCGAAGCGUCAUGUGUCUUCAAACUCUGGGGGAGGAGUUCGACUACAAACUAUCCCUAGCCGACUUUCUUCAAGUGUACACGGUGAAGACUGGUCGGACCAAGGGAACGCUCUAUGUAAGUCCGCUUUCCGGACUGAAGGUCUUUGACGACCUUCCCGAGAAGGAUGAGAAGUGGCGGAAGUCGUAUUUUUUCUUCCCGGUCAACGAGCUCACCUUCGGCCACCUCGCAAAUCACUUCGAGCGCGGAUUGCUUUGCCCUACAUUUGUUGAGUUCUUCUCGAGGUUUUGCAGCCAGGGUCAGAUCGCCUGGGACUCCUUUUCGUGCGAAAGGAUUAGAGAAUCCACAGCGCGGCUCAGGAGUCGUUCCCUCGUUUGCUCCGACCCCAUAAGCGUUUCGGAGAUGAAUUACAGAGAGGAACGGGCUUGCCGAAUAGCCAAGAAGGAGGCGAAGUUGAACAUGGCGGCAGCGCUCGCUGAGGCUGAUUCCAGUGACGAGCCGCGGGAGGUUAUAACUCCCCCCGCCGAGGUCAGUUCCCAGCGGGCGGACUCAUCCAAAAAGAGGAAGGAACCUGAGACUUCCUCGCCUCUUCGCGAGAAGAGCCGAGCUUGGACUGGUUCGUCAGGAGACGAGCGAAGUAAGUCCAGCUCGAAAGAUAGGGGUCCUUCCUCAGAGAGGAGAUCUAAGGAGUCCGGGGAUUCCUCUGGCAGGCCGCCUUCAAAGGAACGUCGUUCCUCCCCCCGAGUUCCCCCUGCGUCCCCAGCUGAUCUGAUGAGGAGUUACACUCGGCCAGGAGUUCGGGUUCCGGCGUUUGCGGACAUGUCCGAACUCAACCGUUCGAACUUCCUCCGCUUCGCGGACAAGAUUGGCGAGGUGGGCCUUCUCCGGGAAAAGAUUGCUGACCUGGAAGCCCAGGUGAAGGAGUAUGCCAGACUAGAGGCCGAGAACGCUGCUACCAUGGAGAAAGCCGAACAAAUCCGGGCUCGGAUGAAGAGAGCCGAGGUACAGGUGCUCGACCUCGGAAUUGCCAACGAGGACCUUCGAGACAAGCUAAAGAAGGCGGGGGACCUUUACUACGAGGCCGCAGAGGAUGCGAAGGCAGCAAGGAGUAGGUUGCACGAGAUCGAACUCCGUAAUCAGCUACUCGAGGCUGGCAACAGCUGCGAGAUUGAGAGGGUGCGAAGGGAGGACAGGCAGGCAAUGAGGCAGACUCUCCGUCCUCUGGUCGAGGAGGUGAAGGUCACCUUCGAAGAGAGGGAGAAGCUAGCCCCGCUUCAGAUCCGAGCUGCCGAGAUCAGGGCUAACCGGAUGCUGGUCGAAGAGAUCUCUAGGGGCGAGAUCCAAGAUAUGGAGGCCGAGCUCGGACUCCGGAUGCUGGUCGAAGCUGACGAGAAUGUUUCUAAGGUAACUCCCCGUGAACUCGACCUCGCUGCAUUCUCAAACCUUUUGGCGGAUACGCCCGAUCUCUUAUGCAACGAGCACCCGCUUAGCGUCACAAUCGAUGAGUCCGGCACUAACCUCGGGCAACUCUCGAAUCAGGGGAUGGACGACUAUCUGGCGACCACCAGGUCGGAAGGGGAGCUAGCGGAGAUGGGCUUGGCCCUUUCCGAGGCGGCGUCUGAUCCUGCCCCUCCAAAUCAAUAG
Messenger RNA from Camelina sativa (false flax), 2142 nucleotides. RefSeq lists its product as uncharacterized. The record is from RefSeq and is a predicted model, not a curated record. Lineage: Eukaryota; Viridiplantae; Streptophyta; Magnoliopsida; Brassicales; Brassicaceae.